Messenger RNA from Penicillium angulare, 1431 nucleotides. RefSeq lists its product as uncharacterized. Gene Ontology annotation, molecular function: NADP binding; flavin adenine dinucleotide binding; N,N-dimethylaniline monooxygenase activity. The record is from RefSeq and is a predicted model, not a curated record. NCBI's taxonomy places the organism in Eukaryota, Fungi, Ascomycota, Eurotiomycetes, Eurotiales, Aspergillaceae. Bases 1 to 1431 code for a protein of 476 amino acids. The transcript is spliced from 3 exons.
AUGUCGGCUGCUAGAAGUGUAGCCGUUAUCGGCGCUGGCCCUUCGGGUGCUAUUACGAUUGAUGCAUUGAUGCAAGAGAAAGCGUUUGAUGUUGUUCGAGUGUUUGAACGUCAAGAAAAGGCGGGUGGAUGCUGGGUCUCUAGAGCUGACGAACCACCUCGUCAGCUUGACUUUGAUGGUUUGGCGGCGCGUACAGCAGAUGCACCGCUGUCCAUCCCGCAUCAGUUGCCAUGUCGUACCCCAGCAGAGACUCAAGAUAGAUACACGGAUUCUCCUGUUUACCCAGAGCUGGAGACAAACGUGGAUGCAGGCGUAAUGUCUUAUUCACAGGAACCAAUUCCUACUAUUCGCUCCAAGUGGUCUAUUGAUCGACAUGGCCCAGAAACACCAUUCAGACAUCACACCGUGAUUCGCCAGUAUAUUGAAGACCUCAUUACCAAGAAAGGCUACGGUGAUCUCGUUGAGUAUAAUACAACUGUCGAGCGUGCGAUCAAAAAUCCUAAUACUCAAAAAUGGGACCUAACCCUCCGCAAGAGAGAGCUCCACAAUGGAAGCCCUUCUGAUUAUUGGUGGAAUGAAUCUUUUGAUGGUCUUGUCUUGGCUUCAGGUCAUUAUGCUGUUCCAUAUAUCCCUGCUAUCCCAGGGUUGAAGGAAUUUGCAGCUAAAUACCCACGCAGCGUUGAGCACUCAAAGCAUUACCGUGGACCAGCCACCUAUCGAGGAAAGAAAGUUGUCACCGUUGGCGCAUCAGUUUCCGCAGCAGACACAGCAGUCAGUUUAAUAGACAGUGCUCAAACACCCAUCCACGCCGUAGUGCGCGGUCGUUACAACAUCUUCUUCGGAGACGAAGCAUUCAAGCAUCCUAAGAUUCAGCGCCGAGCUCCAAUCUCCCACAUCACACCCGAUGACCGAACAGUGCAUUUUGAAGACGGAACAUCCGUCAGUGAAGUCGACAAUAUCAUCUUAGGCACAGGGUUCACCUGGACUCUACCUUUCUUGCCUCAAGUGCCCACGCGCAAUAACCGAGUCCCAGAUUUGUAUCAGCAUGUCUUCUGGCGCCAUGAUACCAGCCUUGCGUUCGUUGGGGCUGUAGGUGCUGGUCUGACCUUCAAGGUUUUUGAAUGGCAGGCUGUGGCAGCGGCUCGUAUCCUUGCGGGCAGGGGUACUCUUCCGUCAUUGGCGGAGCAAGAAAAUUGGGAGACGGACCGGAUUGCGCAGAAAGGUGACGGGCCUGCAUUUAUGGUGGUCAAUCCUGAUUUCAAGCCGUAUUUUGAAGAUCUUCGGCAGAUUGCAGGGGAGCCACUCGAGGGGGCACCGGGACGACGAUUGCCGCCUUUUGAUCAGAAAUGGGUGGAUGAUUUCGAUUCGGGCCAUGAGCGUCGGAAGAGGAUGUGGAGAAAGGCGAAUCAUGAGGCUACUAGUAGACUGUGA